UGGAAGUAGUUUUUUCUAAACCUGAUUCAAUUUGACUUGUUGUUGCCGAAAAUUGUCAUGCUUAUAAUAAAAAAUCGUGGUUUUGAUGUAAAAAUUAUACUGACGGACGAUAAUUGUCUCACAAAGAGAAGUGUUUCUUCUAAUGCUCCUGAGAAAGGUGUGCCCUAUGAUGGAGUCUAUAUAAUUGAAAAAUGUUGGCAAAAAGUUGGAGUUCAAGGUUUUAAGGUCUGCCAGUAUUUAUUUGUUAGAUGAGACAAUUAGCCCGCUCCAUGGACAAGUGAUGAAUACGGAGACAGACCAAGACCAUUGCUGGCCAUUCAAGAGCUUAAGAAGGCUACUGACAUAACAGAGAGAAAGGAAAGUCCAUUCUGGGAUUUUGAUGAAGAAGAUUCUUGGUGGAAGUGGAAAAAACCUCCGCCUCCCAGCCAAAAACCAGUGGGUGCUGGAAAUCCUGAAGACAGGCAGAGGAUAAGAAAAGCUAUCAGGCGAGCACAGAAUAUAGUGUAAGAGAGAAGCUACUGAAAGAGUUCAGCUGCCUCAUCUGUCAGCAAGUGAUGACUGUUCCAAUUACCACUCCUUGUUCUCACAACUUUUGCAAGUCAUGAUUGGAGGGUGCAUUUGCUGGUUAGACUUUCAUCAGAGACAGAAGCAGGGGUGGAUGGACACUUCGAUCACAGAAGGAUGUCAUGCUCUUCAAAACCCUCAGGCUAACAGAGGAUUAACGGAUGUGAUUGAGUCACUUAAAUGUAAGACUGAGGAAAGUGAGGAUCCUGCUGCUGAGUUGAGUGAAGAAGAGACUGAUGCAAUUAAGGAAAAUCUUGAUCCAACUUCUCCAACCAAAGAUGCUACUGCUGAAAGGUUUGAGAAAAAUGACAUGAAAGAGUCUGCCAAUGGUGAACCCAGACAGACUAGAAAACAGAUGAAAGUUGCUAAGGAUGGAGAGAAAAACAAGACUCCGACUGAGAAGCCUGGUGGUCCAGAUACAGACACUGAAACUAAACAAGUUCAGUCAGGAGUUCCUGAAAAUGGCAUAAAAAACCUGUCUAGAGUACAGAUUCCUGCCCGUGGCAAACCCAAAGGAACUAGCAAGCGGAUGAAAGUUGACAAGGAUGACGAACCAACAUCUGCAACAGAUGACACUGCUGCAGAUAUGUAUCUGAAAAAUGACAUGGAGGCUUUGCAAAACAUUCCCGCAAAUGGAAACCCAAAAAAGACUAGCAAGCAGAUGAAAGUUGAUAAGGAUGGAGACACAAAAGAGACUUUGACUGAGAAGCCUGAUGGUCCAGAUGCAGACACUGAAACAAAACAAGUUCAGUCGGGAGUUCCUGAAUGGCAGAAAAAACUUGCUUCAGAAGGACAGUGUCUCAGUGAAAGAGUGGUCUGGAGUACAGACAAGAAGCAUAGAAACUCAAGUACCAACAAAUGAAGGAGACUCACAAUGAAGUACCCUCCAUCUGCAAUCACCAGAUGAUGAUUUUUGAAUAUCUUGUUGGAUACCAUCAGGUAUGCAACUUCAUUUUGGCAUUGAAAGUUACUGCUAUAUAAAAAUACUAUUGGCUUUUAUAUAUUCCUGUGUUUUCUGAGAAUUCCCAGUUUCUCCUUUCCGAUCCUGAAGCAGUAUGUUUCAUGUAUAUAUGAUAUGCAGCCCAUUGAAAUUAUUUCAAUGGUCAUUUUAUCAUUUGCACCUGGAGAAUUUAAUUGUUUUCUUGUAUGUUUA
Molecule: messenger RNA, 1717 nt
Organism: Mangifera indica (mango)
Lineage: Eukaryota; Viridiplantae; Streptophyta; Magnoliopsida; Sapindales; Anacardiaceae
Product: nucleolar protein dao-5-like
Exons: 7
Coding region: 602-1426 (274 amino acids)
Source: RefSeq, a predicted model, not a curated record